AUGGCGGACGCAGUUGCCCCGGCGCCUGCGGAAGGAGCUCAGCAGCCUGCCGCGCAAGGAUUUGGCAGUAUUUUAUUCGGAAUCAUUAAGCAGGCGAUGUUCUUUUACUUCAUCACCUCCGUCAUGAAAGUACUCGUUGUCUGACGGCUUUUCAAUGCAACUUUCGGUAAUUUUUAGGGAUUCUUCAGUUCUCCUGGCACCGGAACCGGCUCGAAUGUGACUGCUACUCCGACGUCUUCCGGUAUCAAAGCGAUGAACUUGUUCCCGAAUCAUCAGCUUUUCGAUUUGUAUGUCUAUAUGGACGGAAGUGUUAGUUUACAAAGUAGUUUCCAGACCACGCCUAGUAUUUUAGGACCUGCCCUUCAAACAGUUCGAUUCGUCGCCCGAGAAACUGAUUUGGAUGCGAAACGCGAUGCGAUACGACGACUGGACGAGCGGAGACAACGCCGACGGCAGCUUCACCAUCCACAAAACGUUCCCGACUCCGGAAGUCCUUCUGAGAAACGAGUCGAUCUUCCUGCACACGUUCAUCGUCAAAACGGGACAGUCGCCGAAUCCGAAGGACAGAAAUUACUUUAAGAAUCAAGUGGUUUACAAAGUGCAACAGCUGAACAAGUACAAGAAGAAGUACUAUCGGAAAACAGCCAAUUUGCUGACCGGCGAAAGCGAACAGAGCGACGAGGAUCUGGCAAAAGCGGAGAAAAUGAAAUAUGAGGUAAGCAGGUGCAGGUCUCGAACGGAGAGUUACAGUAAUCUCGUCUUCAGGUGCUGAACCACUGGCAUCCGAACAUUUCGAUCUCCCUGAUCGUCGACCAAACUCCGUGGGUUCGCGGAUCGAUUCCCGCUCCGCUCAGCGAGGAUAUAGAAUUCAACGAGGACGGAAACAUCUACAAACCGAUUCUUUUCUACAACAAUUGGUGGAAUCUCGGAGCGGAUUAUCAGCCGAUCAACGAAACGGUCAAAGAGCUCAAUCUGACGAUCACUUACUACCCGAUGUCCGUGUUCAAAUAUCAGAUGUACGCGAGUCAGAAAAUGCAAUCGCAAUGGCAAGGAAUGCUAUCGAUGGACGGCGCCGACGUGGACGACGACAGUCAUGACUCGAUGAAGCAGGCGCUACUCGAGACGAAUCCGAUCCUUCUCGCGGUCACCGUCGCCGUCUCGCUCCUCCACACCGUCUUCGAAUUCCUAGCGUUCAAGAACGACAUUCAGUUCUGGAACAAUCGGAAAGAUCUCGUGGGACUAUCCGUCCGAUCCGUCCUCUUCAAUAUCUUCCAAUCGUUGAUCGUCUUCCUUUAUAUCUGUGACAACGAGACGAACACGAUGGUGAAGGUGACCGUCGGCAUCGGAUUGCUCAUCGAGUGCUGGAAGAUUCCGAAAGUGAUGAAUGUGCAAAUCGACUGGCAGAACAGACUGUUCGGAGUGAUUCCACGUGUCAGCAUCACUGACAAGGGCUCGUAUGUGGAGAGCGAAACAAAGAUCUACGAUCAGAUGGCGUUCAAGUACCUCGGAUGGGUUCUCUUCCCGCUCCUCGUCGGAUACGCCAUCUACUCGGUCAUCUACGUCGAGCAGAAGGGCUGGUACUCGUGGCUGCUCAACAUGCUCUACGGAUUCCUGCUCACCUUCGGAUUCAUCACAAUGACUCCGCAGUUGUUCAUCAACUACAAGCUGAAAUCGGUUGCUCACCUGCCGUGGCGCAUGCUCACUUACAAGUUCAUCAACACUUUCAUCGACGACCUCUUCGCGUUUGUCAUCAGAAUGCCGCUGCUCUACAGAAUCGGAUGCUUCCGAGAUGAUAUCAUUUUCCUGGUAAUUUGCGAAGUAACCUCCGAGAUCUCAACAGUAUACCUUCCAGAUCUACUUGUACCAACGAUGGGCCUACCGCGUCGAUCCAACUCGCAUGAACGAGUUCGGAACGAGUCUCGAGAAGGAAAAGGGAAGUACGAGCACUCCAGCAGUGGAAGGAUCUUCAGAAGGAGCUCCAGAAGCUGUGGAAGAGAGCAAGAAGGACAAGUAG
Molecule: messenger RNA, 2014 nt
Organism: Caenorhabditis sp. 36 PRJEB53466
Lineage: Eukaryota; Metazoa; Nematoda; Chromadorea; Rhabditida; Rhabditidae
Source: the annotation of a GenBank genome assembly